CACAGGAGCCAGCCUAUUAGCCUACGCAGCUGCCUUCCUGAUUGACCUAGGUGUGCUCAUAUGUGGAGAUCUCUCCAAACUUUCCUAGCAUGGGGUUGUAUUCUGCAUUCAAACCUGGGAACUCUAAAUGUAAAAUCAAAUAUGAGUCGCUUCACUCUUACCAAAAUCUCCGAGGAGUCAAGAGAAAGUAUGAUGGACAAGGUUUCUGUUGGCAAAAUUCCUGAGGUGUUAGGAAGACCUUCUAGUGCUCCAGCUAGUUUAACAUCUUCUGUGGAGACUAAACCCAGUGAAGCCAGGCAGACAGAAAAAACAGUUAGCAAGAACGUUUUAGAAGCAAUAUUGAACAAAUUGCCUUUGAGGCCAUACUCUGAUACAUGGCAGUAUCCAAGCAAUAUAAAAUUACGUCCUAUGAAGAUGAGGUCUAAUGUAUCACAAUCACAAUUACUAUGGUGUGAAGGAAAAAAAGACAAAAUGUGGCUGAGUGAUGUAUUUACCAGGGUUGAAUCACUGAGUAGAUCUAUGGAACGGGAGAAAGAUAAACAAAAACGAUCAAUUGGCAGCAGUAGCAAUUUACUUGGAUUAUCCUCAAAUGAACGUAAUGAGACUGCCUGGAUUCCAAAAACUCAGUAUGCAACUAAUAUUCAGUGGCACACUGCCUUUGAACAUGGGCAUUUUAAGUAUGACAUCUAUAUGGCCUGCACUCUGACAGAUGAGAGGAAGAACAUACCAAGACUGGAGAGGGGUAAUAUUAUCAGAGACCAUGCCUCCGUAUACAAUGCUCAGCAACCAGGAACAUCAACAAAGAUUAAUAACAAUAACAAAAAGGCAAAGGUCCAAGGGGCACUUACUUCCGGAAAGUAUCAAAAGGGGAAGGCACAUGCAGGAGACUCAGAAGAUUGGAAGGAUGCCUUACAGGCUAAGAGUCAUGGAUCAAAUCUACUAGCGGUUGUAAAGGAAUAUCGCAAAAUGAUGUUUCGCAUUAAACGCCGAUGUGGAAUCUUGGACCCAACUACACCACUAAUAUUUGAGCAACUAGAAGACUGGCUUGACCACAAAAGAUUUUAUGAAACGAUGUUUGCAAAGAGAGAAUUCUUGAAAGAGAUGGAUAGAAAUGAUAUACCUAAAUUUUUCAGAGAUUGUGGCCUUUUUCCAUCUCCAGCUGAAUUGAACAAUAUAAUGAAAAUGGUCUUAGAAGGUGCUGAUUCAAAAAUAAAAAUCAUCACUAAGACUCAAGCAAUUGAAAUGGCCUUCAUGUUGUAUCCGCCUCGUGGUCUCACAUUAAUAACGGCAGCUGCUGCUAGGUCAACCUGGCUGAAACCAAUUGUUGAUGGAGAAGAUGGUUACAAAUACUUGGUGAGUGGACAUCCAGUGUUAAAAGCAGCUGAUAUUCGAGUUGCCGGAGCUUUAGUAGCUGCAUCAAUACGAGAAAGGAAGAGGAAAGAACGUGAAGCUAACCAAUCUGCUUUAUCAGGGGACAGUGAUUAACACAGGAUGCAGUUCACACCUAGUUGAAGUAAAUGGCAUCAUCCAAUUAAUUAUAAUGAUACCAGAUUGAAAACUAGCUUCAUUUUCCUCUCAGUAUACGAAAAGCAUCUCAUUUUUAAAUCGUCAGAUAUAGAAAGAAGAUAACAGAAACAUCGCUCUUGAGUCCAUACCAUAGACAAUAUUUCUGUAUGGAUAGAAACAAUUUCAGUAGGAUUUAGAAACCAAAUUUGUAAAAAAAACAUCCCAUGCUUAUUUGUUUGGAUCAUUGCUGAAAGAACAGAUACUAUUCUUUUGUUUUUGUCUUUCUGUAUGGGAAUGUCUUCCACCAAAUAAAGGUGUCAGUGUUUUGCUCAUUAAACUUUA
Rhineura floridana is the source of this 1848-nucleotide messenger RNA. RefSeq names its product IQ motif containing M (gene IQCM). The record is from RefSeq and is a predicted model, not a curated record. NCBI's taxonomy places the organism in Eukaryota, Metazoa, Chordata, Lepidosauria, Squamata, Rhineuridae. The transcript is spliced from 12 exons. Bases 61 to 1485 code for a protein of 474 amino acids.